Messenger RNA from Entamoeba invadens IP1, 738 nucleotides. RefSeq lists its product as hypothetical. The record is from RefSeq and is a predicted model, not a curated record. The transcript has a single exon. The coding region runs from base 1 to 738 and encodes 245 amino acids. NCBI's taxonomy places the organism in Eukaryota, Evosea, Mastigamoebida, Endamoebidae.
AUGAAUUCAUCAUAUGGUAAAACUAUUCAAAAACCCAUUAAAUCUGAUCUUGUAUAUAAACAAAUAUCUGUUAAAAAUAAGAAAGGAGAUAUUCAGUAUGAUGCUGAUAGAUAUUUAAGAAAGAAUUCAUUAUUAGUUAAAUCAUUUUAUGAUGUUGCUGAAAAUAUUAGAUGUUUUGAAUGUAAUAAAAGUUUUGAUGAUUUCUUUGUACCAAAUCUUAUUGGUGUUCAAACUCUUACUAUGUCAAAACGAAUUAUGAAUGAAGUUAUGUGUUUAGCAGAAGAUCUCAAUAUUCCAAUUUAUUAUCAAGAUACUGAUUCUAUGCAUAUUUUAAAAUCAAGAAUUAACGAAUUAGAAGAUGAAUAUUAUAAGAAAUAUAAUAGAGUACUUAGAGGUUCUGAUAUGGGUCAAUUCCAUCCAGAUUUUGAUGAAUUAUCUGGUGAUGUAACUAGUAUUGAAUCUUACUUCUUAGGUAAAAAGGCUUAUUGUGAUAAAUUAACUAAUGAAAAUAAUGAAAUAGAACAUCAUCUUAGAUUAAAAGGUAUACCUAAUAAUUUAUUAAAUUGUCAAUAUGAAGAUCCGUUAGAAUUAUAUAAGAAACUAUAUGAUGGAGAAUCGUUUAAUUUUAAUCUUUUACAACUUAGACCAUCAUUUGAAUUUACUAAAGAUUUUAAAAUUAAAUCAAGAUCUCAAUUCUGUAGAAAUAUUAAAUUUAAUACUGAAUUGGGUUCAUUUUAA